ACCGGAAGUUCUUCUGCCCCGAUCGUCGGAGCACCUCCUCGUCGACGGCACAGGCGCAGUGGAGGUCGGGCGGAGUUGUGGGAGGGGAGGAGGAAGAGCCGGAGGGGGGCGGGAGCCGGUCCCAGAAGAUGGCGGAGGCGGGGGAUUUCUGGUAGGUCCUCUUUUAGGACAAGAUGCUGUAACUGUAGGAUCACCGGCCUGCUUCGAUUCACAGACAUUUGGUUUUUCCACUGGGAAGGCUUUUUUUUUUUUUUUUUUGUCUUGCCGGUUUACUGAACUUAUGAAACCAUGGCAGAAGGAAAGACAGAGUCGCCUGGGCCCAAAAAACGCGGCCCCUAUAUUUCAUCUAUCACUAGCAGGAGCGUGAACUUGAUGAUUCGUGGAGUGGUGCUGUUUUUUAUUGGAGUGUUUCUUGCAUUAGUGUUAAAUUUACUUCAGAUUCAGAGAAAUGUGACACUCUUUCCGCCCGACGUGAUCGCGAGCAUCUUUUCUUCAGCGUGGUGGGUGCCGCCCUGCUGUGGCACAGCCUCAGCUGUGAUUGGGUUAUUAUACCCCUGCAUUGACAGGCAUCUAGGAGAACCACAUAAAUUUAAAAGAGAGUGGUCCAGUGUGAUGCGGUGCGUAGCCGUCUUUGUUGGUAUAAAUCAUGCCAGCGCUAAAGUGGAUUUUGAUAACAACAUACAGUUGUCUCUCACACUGGCUGCACUCUCCAUUGGACUGUGGUGGACAUUUGAUAGAUCUAGAAGUGGUUUUGGCCUUGGAGUAGGAAUCGCUUUCUUGGCAACCUUGGUCACUCAACUGCUAGUCUAUAAUGGUGUUUAUCAAUAUACAUCUCCAGAUUUUCUCUAUGUUCGCUCUUGGUUACCGUGUAUAUUUUUUGCUGGAGGCAUAACAAUGGGAAACAUUGGUCGACAACUGGCAAUGAAAUCAACUGACAUUUGGGGGCACUAACCCCCGCGGAAGCAUUUGAGUUUGAUUGAGUCCCCAGACACUGUCCCUUCCUUCGUUGAUGCCCCGUGGUCCCUUGGUUUUAAGGCAUCCAGGAUGAGCUAGAAUUUCUCGGAAGAGCGAACAUCCUGGUCCACUGAAGUGCCACUUCUGUCAUUUUCCAUUCAAGCCCAUUUUAGCUUGCCACCAGGUUGUAAAUUUGAAAAACAGACAUGCACAUAGGGGAGAACGGAGAUGCUUGAGAAUGAGAAUGGGUGGAUUAUUCCAUUGGCUUGGAUGAGGACCCAGCAAACAUCAUCUCUGCCUGUAAAACCCUGAAAUUUGGAGUGACUUCAAAGAGAAAGUGGUGGGGGAUUUGGUAUUAGAGCAUUAAAGGCCCAAAGAGGUGAAAUGAUUUGAUUGGGCCUGUUUAGUUUGUGUGUGUGUGUGUGUGUGUGUGUGUGUGCUUGCUCACACAGAAGUCCUGGGCUGGGGCUGGCUAUUCCUGGAGUGUUGAGGCUUCCCCCUGGUUUGAGCCAGCCUAAAUUCCAGGGGGCCUGUUUGAUUGUGGUCCCCAGCAAAAUGUCUCUUGUUGGAAUCCAUUUAGGACAAUAACCCCAAAGGCUUUGCAUUAGUGUAAAACACAGGGCUUCAGAAGAGGGCUUUUCAGAAAAACAAGUGGGCAAUAAGAGAGGAAAAACCUUUGGAGUAAUUCCUUUAACACACAGACUGCUUCUGCUGCAGGGCUGGUGUCAAGACUAAUCUUGCAGGAUUGAGAUAUUUUCAGCUGUAUCCAAUUUACGUUUCGGCUUUUCCUCACAGAGGGAUUGCUUCUGAAACAAUCUUUCUCACUACUCUCCCUACCCUUGUCUUCUAAAGCCUGUUUGUAGAUUUGGGGAUUGCUAACAGAUUUUAAGAACAAGAAAUCCCUGAAAUACCACGCAGCUAAAAGCCAAAAACAGGAACACUUAAGGAACUUGACUUUUUUUUCUUUUUUUAAAAAAAAUUUUUUUUAACGUUUAUUCAUUUUUGGGAUAGACAGAGACAGAGUGCAAGCUGGGGAGGGGCAGAGAGAGAGGGAGACACAGAAUUCGAGGCAGGCUCCAGGCUCCAAGCUGUCAGCACAGAGCCCACUGCGGGACUCGAACUCAUGAGCCAUGAGAUCAUGACUUGAGCUGAAGUCGGCCGCUUAACCGACUGAGCCACCCAGGCACCCCUUGACUUUUUUCUUUCUUUCCUUCUUCCCUCCUUUCCUUUCCUUUCUUGCUUUCUUUCUUUCCUUCUUUCCUUCCCCCUUCCUUAUUUCCUUUCUUUUUAAAAAUAUUUUGUCAAGGGGUGUCCUUCAGCUCUCAGUCAACUUUCUCUCUGGACUCAGCCAUAAAGGAUGAAAACCCCACAGAGACUUGUAGUUUUAAACUUGGAGCUUCCUGUAAGGUCAUAGACUGUUAAGGGUAUGACCUCUGUUUAUCUGGUUCUUUCUUGGCAUCUUGGACCUUAUCUAUGCCAAAUCCACAAAGGCCACCAGAUGAAUGUCUGGAUCAGAGUGUCCAAUAAGUUGUCUGGGAGCACACAGGGAUCCUGCUUGUCCAGCCAGCAGUCUGGAGUUUUGCUGUUGUUGGAGGUCAGGAACAGGUAGGAUAUCAGUAACCAGACAGGCAGCACACAUGUUGAGGGUCAGGCAUAUACAUGGACCAAAGCGAGCCGAAGCUCAGAAGUCCACGAAGCCACCUAAGUGAGAUUGACAUGAUAUCAAUCCAAACAUUGUGUUGUAACCUGAUUUAGAUACAGAAAGCCUGCUGAUUACGAGCAUGGCUGUCAGUCCUCCUAUACCUUUUGGCAAAUGGAUUAAUCUUUCUAUGUAUCACUUUCUUAAUCUGUAAGGCAGAAAUUAAUCACCUUUCUUACAGGGUUAUUGGAGAGAGACAAUAAAAUGACAUUAACUAAAUCUCUUGUCUGGCACACAGUAAAUACUUAACAUGUCGUAGUGAUUCCUGUCUCCCAUUUCUAAUGUGCCACUCUCAAAGGCAGAGCAGCCAUGAGUUUGAGAUGUCCUGAACCCACAGAGCAGGUGCAAAAGUGGCCAGACCAGCAGUGGAACAUGGUAAUAAAGAGAUGGUUCGUUUGGACCCAGCGCUGAGUGGGCUGAUGCUCGCAUAGUAAAAAAUCAAGUGGACUUGUACUAGCUGUUCUUUUUUUCACCUCCUCAACUGAUGACGAUCUUGAAGAAGGUUUAGCUGCCCUAGUUUUGUUGCUAUUGUUGUUAUUAUGGUGUAUUUUAUUUAAUUUUCAUGAAGUAUCACAUACUUCUAGAAAUGUGCAUAAUCAUAAGUAGACAACUCAAUUUUAACAACUUAAUUAAGCACACUCACAUAACCAGUAGGCAGAUUAAGAGCAGAACAGUUUCAGUACCCUGAAAGUCCCCUUCCUGCACCCUUCUAGCCACUGUUCCUACCCUAGAAAGAGCCACUAUUCUGAUUUCUAAUACCAGAGAUCAGUUUUAUCUGUUUUUGACUGUAUACAAAUAAAAUCACAUACUACAUGC
Neofelis nebulosa (Clouded leopard) is the source of this 3469-nucleotide messenger RNA. RefSeq names its product insulin induced gene 2 (gene INSIG2). Gene Ontology annotation, cellular component: SREBP-SCAP-Insig complex; endoplasmic reticulum. The record is from RefSeq and is a predicted model, not a curated record. The transcript is spliced from 6 exons. Lineage: Eukaryota; Metazoa; Chordata; Mammalia; Carnivora; Felidae. Gene Ontology annotation, biological process: SREBP signaling pathway; cellular response to insulin stimulus; cholesterol biosynthetic process. The coding region runs from base 289 to 951 and encodes 220 amino acids.